Molecule: messenger RNA, 3343 nt
Organism: Salvia splendens (bonfire salvia)
Lineage: Eukaryota; Viridiplantae; Streptophyta; Magnoliopsida; Lamiales; Lamiaceae
Product: casein kinase 1-like protein HD16
Exons: 17
Coding region: 535-2358 (607 amino acids)
Biological process (GO): protein phosphorylation
Molecular function (GO): ATP binding; protein kinase activity
Source: RefSeq, a predicted model, not a curated record
AAAACAAACACAGUAAAUUUCAAUUUUCCCCAAUCUCUUCAAGCACACUAUCUCCUUCUCUCACGACCUUUUGGAUUGUAAAUUUUCCCCAAUUCAUGAACCCUAAUUUCCAAAAAAGUUAAUUUCUUUCCAUUUAUCGAUUUCAAUCGCCGAUUUCCUUUAGGUGUAUUUUCUCCCUGUUUCACUGACAUUUCUGACCCGGACGCUGCCGAUCUGAGAGUUUGGUGAGUCAUAGCUCGGGAAAUCUACGACGGCGUCGAUGGAAGAUCACGGAUAUUGAGAAAUUCUGUAGAGGCAUGCGCAGACGUCCCUGACCUGGCCCGGAUAAGGAUUAAUCGAGGCGAGGAAGAAAUUGUACGGAUUUCCAGAGGAAUAGUGUAUCUGCAGCUGUAGGUGGGAUAACGGAUUUUGGUGGCGCAUAAUGAUGGUUGUAAGAGUGGAAAUGUAAGUGUGCUGUGUCUGCGGGGAUAAUUUUGUUCAGACUGAGAAUAGUAGUUGAGCUGAGAUAGUCUGGUAACCUAAGCGAGAUAGAAAAUGGACGAGUUCGAUAGUGGCGGCCGCGGCAGCAGAGGCAGCGACAGAGGGGGGGAAGCUGAGGAUGAGGGGAGCACUCCCCUCCCGGAAAAGGUCCAGGUUGGUGGUUCUCCUGCAUAUCGGGUUGGGAGAAAACUAGGGAAAGGGGGAUUCGGACAAGUGUAUGUGGGUCGCCGAAUCAACCCUCCAAUCCCGCAUGAAAGAAUAGGUCCUGGAGCUUUAGAGGUUGCUUUGAAAUUCGAGCAUCGGAGUAGCAAAGGCUGUAAUUAUGGACCACCCUAUGAGUGGCAAGUCUACAAUGCCCUUGGUGGAAGUCAUGGCAUACCACGUGUACACUACAAGGGACGUCAAAGUGACUACUAUAUUAUGGUUAUGGAUAUACUUGGCCCUAGUCUGUGGGAUGUCUGGAAUAACAAUUCCCACACAAUGUCCAUAGAAAUGGUGGCAUGCAUUGCAAUUGAAGCUAUCUCCAUUUUAGAGAAGUUGCACUCUAGAGGAUAUGUGCACGGAGAUGUAAAGCCAGAGAACUUUUUGCUUGGUCCACCUGGAACUGUGGAUGAGAAAAAACUUUUCUUGGUGGAUCUUGGCCUGGCGACCAGUUGGCGUGAUAAUUCUACUGGUCUUCAUGUUGAUUACGAUCAACGCCCAGAUGUGUUUAGAGGAACUGUCCGUUAUGCUAGUGCUCAUGCCCAUCUUGGAAGAACUGGUAGCCGCAGGGAUGAUCUGGAGUCCCUUGCAUACACACUCGUUUUUCUUCUCCGAGGUCGGCUUCCUUGGCAAGGAUACCAGGGUGAAAAUAAAGGCUUUCUUGUUUGCAAAAAGAAGAUGUCGACCUCUCCAGAAUCUCUUUGUGGCUUUUGUCCUGUACCAUUUAGGCAGUUUGUGGAGUAUGUUGUUAACUUAAAGUUUGAUGAGGAGCCUAGCUAUGCUAAAUAUAUAGCCCUGUUUGAUGGGAUAGUUGGUCCAAAUCCUGAUAUCAGGCCAAUAAAAACUGAAGGUGCUCAGAAGCUUGUAUAUCAAGUGGGACAAAAAAGGGGACGGCUUAUGAUGGAUGAUGAUGAUGAAGAACAACCAAGGAAAAAGGUUCGCAUGGGUUUGCCUGCAACACAAUGGAUUAGCGUGUAUAAUGCUCGACGGCCAAUGAAGCAAAGAUAUCACUACAAUGUUGCGGAUGUGAGACUUUCUCAGCAUAUUGAUAAAGGAAAUGAAGAUAGGCUAUUUAUCAGCGCUGUGGCAUCAUGUUCAAACCUCUGGGCCUUAAUAAUGGAUGCAGGGAUUGGCUUUACUAAUCAAGUUUAUGAGCUGUCACCUUUAUUCCUUCACAAGGAAUGGAUUAUGGAACAAUGGGAUAACAACUAUUAUAUCAGUGCAAUUGCUGGGGCUAAUAAUGGGAGCUCAUUGGUAGUUAUGUCUAAGGGUACCCAGUAUCUGCAGCAAUCAUAUAAAGUUAGCGAGUCUUUUCCAUUUAAGUGGAUCAACAAGAAAUGGAGAGAGGGUUUCUAUGUUACUGCAAUGGCUACUGCAGGAAGUAAAUGGGCAAUUGUUAUGUCUCGUGGGGCUGGGUUUUCUGAUCAAGUGGUGGAAUUAGACUUUCUUUAUCCAAGUGAAGGUAUUCAUAAGAGGUGGGAUGCUGGAUAUCGUAUCACAUCAACUGCAGCAACAUGGGAUCAAACUGCUCUUGUUCUUAGUGUUCCAAGAAGGAAACCUGUGGAUGAAACACAGGAGACUCUUCGAACUUCUGCUUUUCCAAGCACACAUGUCAAGGAGAAAUGGGCCAAAAAUCUAUAUAUUGCAUCUGUCUGCUAUGGGAGAACUGUAUCCUGAGGCGUGAGAAUAAUGCUGAGAAAUAUUUAGAGGACUUAAAGAGGAUUGGCAGUUACUCAUUUUGUUACGAGCAAAUUUUGUUGUCUCAUUGGAGAACCAGGAUCCCUUUUUCUUCUGCUGCUCUGAUCUGGUUGCAGCUACUGGCAGUUUGAUAAAGGAGAUUUGAGGUGCAUCAACAACUUCAUGACCUCCGAAACUGCAGCUCAUUGCCCCUGCAUUUCUUCUACUAACAUUGGAUUCUUGUAAUUUUAUGAUCCCACUCUUUUUAUUAGGUGCAGCUAGCAGGCUCCCGGUCAAAACUCUCCUGCUGAUUUGGCAGUUUAGUAAUAUGUUAUCGUUCACACAGGUAAAAUUGUAUUUCCUAUGUUCAUGAGAUGAGUGUGGAUUCCGUAUGGCAAAAAGGAAAGGAUGUUAUGUUUAGACCCUAUUUCUUGAUGAUGCUGUCUGUUGUGUUGCCCAGUCUCUGUAGUUUUUACUGUGGAUGCCUAGCAAUUACUCAUGAAUAUUCAAGGGUUGGAUUAUUUGUUUGAUUCUUUUAUGCAUUUAUAUAUUGAUCAUUUGCAUUUGGCUAGUGUCUUGUUUGGGUUAUAGUGAUCUGCAAUCUUAUGCUAAUAUUUUCACAUGACUAAGGGCAGAGUAGCCCUGAAAUAGUUUGUGAUCAUGGUGUCAGCUUUACCGACUUCCCCUCGCUCGCCCCUUACAGUCCUUGUGGAAGGGCUCACACCCGUCCCCAGUGAAUUUCGGUUUGUCCUCAGUUUUAGCAUUGAUUUUCAUUCACUGAUAAUUCUAUCAUUAACUUGCUUCGUUUUUUCAGAUCGUUUGAGCAAUACUUAACAAGACAGCCAACUGCUGCUGAAGUUUCUGCGGCGUUUUCAUGUGAAACCUAUUUAAGGUAUAAAGAAAGCAUUUUGUGAAUAAUGUUGCUGUUCUACACCUUUUGUGAAUAUUCAUAGUUUUAAUCUUCACCCUUUGACUUUCUUAUUAA